Procambarus clarkii (red swamp crayfish) is the source of this 1320-nucleotide messenger RNA. Lineage: Eukaryota; Metazoa; Arthropoda; Malacostraca; Decapoda; Cambaridae. The record is from RefSeq and is a predicted model, not a curated record.
AUGUGUGGCACAGUGGACGUCACAGUGGACGUCACAGUGGACGUCACAGUGGACGUCACAGUGGACGCCACAGUGGACGUCACAGUGGACGUCACAGUGGACGUCACAGUGGACGUCACAGUGGACGUCACAGUGGACGUCACAGUGGACGUCACAGUGGACGUCACAGUGGACGUCACAGUGGACGUCACAGUGGACGUCACAGUGGACGCCACAGUGGACGUCACAGUGGACGUCACAGUGGACGUCACAGUGGACGCCACAGUGGACGUCACAGUGGACGUCACAGUGGACGUCACAGUGGACGCCACAGUGGACGUCACAGUGGACGCCACAGUGGACGUCACAGAGGACGUCACAGUGGACGUCACAGUGGACGUCAUAGUGGACGCCACAGUGGACGUCACAGUGGACGUCACAGUGGACGUCACAGUGGACGCCACAGUGGACGUCACAGUGGACGUCACAGUGGACGUCACAGUGGGCGUCACAGUGGACGUCACAGAGGACGUCACAGAGGACGUCACAGUGGACGUCACAGAGGACGUCACAGUGGACGUCACAGUGGACGUCACAGUGGACGCCACUGGACUGGACGUCACAGUGGACGCCACAGUGGACGUCACAGUGGACGUCACAGUGGACGCCACAGUGGACGUCACAAUGGACGUCACAGAGGACGUCACAGAGGACGUCACAGUGGACGCCACAGUGGACGUCACAGUGGACGUCACAGUAGACGCCACAGUGGACGUCACAGUGGACGUCACAGUGGACGCCACAGUGGACGUCACAGUGGACGUCACAGUGGACGUCACAGAGGACGUCACAGUGGACGUCACAGAGGACGUCACAGUGGACGUCACAGUGGACGUCACAGUGGACGUCACAGUGGACGUCACAGAGGGCGUCACAGUGGACGUCACAGUGGACGUCACAGUGGACGUCACAGUGGACGUCACAGAGGGCGUCACAGUGGGCGUCACAGAGGACGUCACAGAGGGCGUCACAGAGGGCGUCACAGUGGGCGUCACAGAGGACGUCACAGUGGGCGUCACAGAGGACGUCACAGUGGGCGUCACAGAGGGCGUCACAGUGGGCGUCACAGAGGACGUCACAGUGGGCGUCACAGUGGACAUCACAGAGGGCGUCACAGUGGACGUCACAGAGGACGUCACAGAGGGCGUCACAGUGGGCGUCACAGUGGACGUCACAGAGGGCGUCACAGUGGGCGUCACAGAGGACGUCACAGAGGGCGUCACAGAGGGCGUCACAGUGGGCGUCACAGAGGACGUCACAGUGGGCGUCACCUUAUCUUGA